Osmerus eperlanus (European smelt) is the source of this 1998-nucleotide messenger RNA. RefSeq names its product piggyBac transposable element-derived protein 4-like. NCBI's taxonomy places the organism in Eukaryota, Metazoa, Chordata, Actinopteri, Osmeriformes, Osmeridae. The transcript has a single exon. The coding region runs from base 1 to 1998 and encodes 665 amino acids. The record is from RefSeq and is a predicted model, not a curated record.
AUGGCGGCAAGAAAAAGGAGAGAGCUUUUUACUAUUUUGGAAACUAGCGCGGACACAGAAACUACCACGGUCUCCGACAAUGAGGAGUCUCCACUUAAUCUAUCAGCCGAUGUGAAGUGGUUUGAAAUUCCUUUCAGAAAGCCAGACUCGGACGAGGAGGAGGAAGAAGAAGUACAGGACGACGGCGAGGGGGGGAUUGAAGCCGCGGCGGAGACUGCAGACACGGCCAGUUUCAUCGCAGAAGGCGGCUGUAAUAUUAUUCUGGUCACUGGUAAUGGAAUCAAGCACGAGGAGGAGGAGUACGCAGAGGACUGUUUUUAUUCUGCCUCCAACAACUGCUCUGACACCACGUCAAACGACUCGGAUAUUGAUUUUUCUGAUUUGGAGGAGGAGGAGCGCACGAGUUUUUUCAGCUUUGAUGAUGACUUGGAUGAGGACUGCACUUCUCCCGACUUCUGGGGAGAGCCCGACCAGGUAAUUUCAAUAGAGCCAUUCUCCGCUGUCAGUGGCCCUCAGCAUUCGCUGGGGGAUGAUGCUGAUAGCCGUGACUAUUUCCGGUUACUCUUCCCAGAUUCACUCUUUGAACACAUGGUAGAACAAACAAACAAUUACGCCCUCUAUCGGCAAAGGAGGAGUGGGAAAUCAGAUCCUCACUGGCACCCCACUGACCUUAGGGAGAUGAAAGCUUACAUAGGUCUCAACAUCCUCAUGGGAAUCAACCAGCUUCCUGACUCUGGCAUGUACUGGGCCAGCGACAUCUUCAUCGGCAACGCCGGCUUCAAAAAGACAAUGACAGCCAGGCGCUUCGAAAAGCUCACCCAGAACCUGCACCUCUGCGACCGCGAGUCGGAGCCGGGCCGCGGCGAGCGGGGCUACGACGCGCUCUUCAAGCUCCGCCCCCUGCUGGACGUGGUGGAGAACACCAUGUGGGACGCGUACACGCCCAACCGCUGCCUGACCAUCGACACGUGCGCCAUCGCCGUCAAGGGCCGCUUCUCCUCCACCCAGUACAUGCCCUCCAAGCCCCUGAAGAAAGGCCUGAAGGUGUGGAUGCUGUGCGACUCGCGCUCCGGCUACUGCCACAGGGCCCGGAUCUACGUGGGCAAGCCCAGCGAGGAGGGGGCGGCCACGGCCCUGAGUCAUCGCGUGGUGACCUCCCUGGUCCGGGGGCUGGAGGGCCAGAACCACCACGUGUUCAUGGACAGCUUCUUCACGUCCGUGCCCCUCCUCCAGAGGCUGCUUAGGGACGGCCUGUACGCCUGUGGCCCCACCCAGCCCUCCCGACGCGGGUACCCCGAGGUCCUCCGCCCCCGCAACGUCGGCAAGCUGGCGCCCGGAGAGUUCUACCAGUGCCAGCGCGGCAACCUGGUCGCCACGGUGACCCGGGACGCCAAGGUGGUCAGCUGCCUGUCGACCAACUCGGCGCCGGGGAUUGUGGGGAUCAGCCCGGGCCGGCAGCAGAGGGACGGGGAGGGCGACAGCGUGGAUUCGGCGGGAGGGGGCGAGGCGUCGUACGCCGUACCUCGGCCCCUCCCCCUGCUGCUGUACCAGGAGAACAUGCGGGGCGUGGACCUGUGCGACCAGCUGAGGGAAUGCUACCAGGUGGGGCGGCCUUGCAAGAAGUGGUGGCGCUACUUCCUGUGGUUCUACGUCAACCUCUGCAUCGUCAACGCCUACGUGGUCCUGAGGGAGAGCCGCGGGGGGGCGCCGCCGGCCGGCUUCAACGGGAAGCAGUUCACCCAGCGCCACUUCCGGGUGCGCCUGGCCCAGCAGCUGAUCGGGGACUACCAGGGGGCCAGGGGCAUGGAGCGGGCGGCGCGCAAACGCCACGCCGACUCGCCUAUCGAGUACGGCCACCGGCUGGAGCGCAUGUCGGAACGGUCGCGGCGCUGCCGGAACUGCACCAAUAAGGGACUGCGCCACGAGAGCGUUUUCGGAUGCAAGAUAUGCAACGUGCACCUGUGUCGAGGGGGUUGCUUCUCCGAGUUCCACAAAUAA